Messenger RNA from Helobdella robusta, 1941 nucleotides. RefSeq lists its product as hypothetical. The transcript has 12 exons. Gene Ontology annotation, biological process: monoatomic ion transport. The record is from RefSeq and is a predicted model, not a curated record. The coding region runs from base 1 to 1941 and encodes 646 amino acids. Gene Ontology annotation, molecular function: extracellular ligand-gated monoatomic ion channel activity. Gene Ontology annotation, cellular component: membrane. Lineage: Eukaryota; Metazoa; Annelida; Clitellata; Rhynchobdellida; Glossiphoniidae.
AUGAUCAACUCGAGCAACAAAGUUGAAGACAUCAACAAACUCUUCAACAUUCACAACAGCGCUAAUAACAUUAAUAACAACAACAACAACAUCAGCGCCACCACCACCAUCAACAACAAUAACAACAGCGACGACGACUUUGACAGCAAUUCGACCGACUUGGACCUCAGCUUCAAACCUCAGGACCUCACGUCAGCCGUCAGAUCGCUGGACGCUGCUCUGAAGGCCCACCUCAUCACGAUGUGUGAAUGGUACGCCAGCCAGAACAACAUCAACCUGGACGAUUCACUCAACAACAGCAGCAACAACAAACUGCCCAGCAGCAAUAGUAGCGUUAAGGGUAGCAACAAAAUUAACGGGAAGAACAUUGAAGUGAAUUUUUCCAGGUUUUCCAACCACCAGCAUCCUGAAAUUCAGAGGAAGGAUAGUUCCAAGUCGUCGAUCGAGUUGACUCUGCAGCAGCAACAACUUCAAAACAACAACAACAACAUUAGUGGUAGCAGCGAAAGAAAUAAUGACAAGAACAUUAUGGAAGAAGACAUCAUGGAAGAUCCAUCAUUCGGACUGACUCCGCAGUAUGGCAGCAGAUCACGGAUGCGCAGAAACACGAGAUCGUCGGUGGGAUUUGUCGAGAUCCCGAAUGGGAAGUUUAAGGAGCGAUCCUCGGAGAAAGUGUCAUGUAAGAACAUUGAUUUUAGCUCCUACUGGAAUCCGAGGCUUUUCGUUGAAAAUAUAAUUGGUGACCCAAAAGUGAGUGUGACGUACAACGUGACCUUUGACCGAGACCACCUUGCCACCGUCGUUGAGAUCAGAAGGGUCAAUGGGUCAUUCUUCGAAUUCAUGGAACUCAAUCAAUUUCCUUUUGAUUAUCAAGAUUUAACGGUGACCGUGGUCAGCGAACUGUCAGUUGAUAUGAUUGACCUAAGUCUCGACCAACUUGAAAAGUGUGGUAUAAACGCCCAGGCAUUCAGUGCGGAACAGGAAUGGUCAUUGGAGCAGAAUGUCUCGACCUGGAGAAGAACAGUCUCAAAAACGAUCAACAAAGUGCUCGUGGACUUUCCAGGUCUAAGUGUUGCAGCGAAGGCAAGCAGGAGGCCACAGUUCUUCAUCUGGAACAUCAUCGUCAUCAUGAUGGCCAUCUGCAGCCUGGCCUUUGCUACCUUCACCGUUAGCCUCGAGACGCCUCACUUUCGUCUGCAGCUGACCUACCUGCUUCUUCUUACCACUGUCACUUUUAAGUUUGUUGUUAAUAAGAGUCUGCCCAAGAUUUCCUAUCUGACUUAUUUGGACAAAUACAUCUUGGGUUCGAUGGUCAUCUUGUGUUGCAUCUGCAUCUGGCAUGCCCUCGUCGGGUCGGUCAUCUACCCCAACCUACCCAAGGGCAACGCCAACAACAACAACAACAUUACCAACUGCAUUUACGUUCAACCGCUAACCACGGCUUCACAAAACGCAACUGUGGCUGCUGUCACCGCCACAAAAACAACAACAGACAGUUCAAUGGUUAAUGUUGCUAGUAAAACUACAAUUCUGCAGUCGGUGGAUCACUUUUCAGUUGACGAGAAUAGAUCUUCCCAAAACUGCAUAACAACAGCAGCAGCAGUAACGACAACAGCAGCGCCACCUAACAGCAAUAGUAGCGACUACGAUGGCGACAAUAAUUACAAUAACAAUAACGUUGCCACUAAGUGUUUGUCAACAAGGCCACCAGGUGCCACAUGCAUCAUGAUUGACAGAAUCGCAUUGGGCAUACUCAGCUCUGUCUAUAUCUUCUUCCAUCUUAUAUUUGUUAUUCUUAUCUGGAGGAGCAGAAGAGAUGAAGAUGAAGCCACCAACGCUGGACAAGGAUGUGAUAAUGAAGAUAUGUCAACCUCAUCAGAUGCGGACAGCCGGAAUGGGAUCAGGAUAAACGUUGAUCCGGCAACACAAACUUCCAUCUAG